This is a messenger RNA of Phalacrocorax carbo (great cormorant), 5577 nucleotides long. The record is from RefSeq and is a predicted model, not a curated record. NCBI's taxonomy places the organism in Eukaryota, Metazoa, Chordata, Aves, Suliformes, Phalacrocoracidae.
CGGGCCAGCCGCCAUUUUGUGAGAAAGAAGGGCGGCCGCCUGUGAGCGGUGGUGUGCCGGGGGGUGCCUACUCCUUUUUAUUUCUCUUUGCACUUUCUCCUCCUUUUACUCCUUCCUCUCUCCCCCUUCCCUCCCUCUCAGAUUCGCCUCCUCCCUCUGCUUUUGUUAUCCCUCCCUUCAUCCCUUUCCUCCCCUCCCUCCCCGCUCCUUCCCCGCCCCGCUCCCCGCCCCCGCUGGCACUGCGGAGCCGGAGACGUGACCCGAGCGGACCCAGCCGCGGCCUUUUCCCCGCUGCUCCAGCCUCCCGCCGCAGAGUCGCAUGUCAUCUAUCCAGAACCUCCAGUCCUUCGACCCCUUUGCUGAUGCAACAAAGGGCGACGACUUACUCCCGGCGGGGACUGAGGAUUACAUUCAUAUAAGGAUCCAGCAACGAAACGGAAGAAAGACGCUGACAACUGUUCAAGGAAUUGCAGAUGAUUAUGACAAGAAGAAACUUGUGAAAGCUUUCAAAAAGAAAUUUGCUUGUAAUGGUACUGUUAUUGAACAUCCUGAAUACGGUGAAGUUAUCCAGCUUCAAGGUGACCAGAGGAAGAACAUUUGCCAAUUCCUCUUGGAGAUUGGCAUUGUCAAGGAAGAACAACUGAAAGUUCAUGGUUUCUAAAAUACCUGUACUCUCGUGAAGAACCCUGCAGUAUUUGGUCUUACCUAGCCUGACUCUUCUGUGAAAAAUGAAUCUUUGCAGUGAAUGGACUUCCCUGUUACCUGAACGUUUAAAAGUUGAUUCAGAUUUGCAUGACUGCGUGAAACAUGUGGUGUGUACACUAGAAACACAUAAGAAAACUUCAGUAAGGUGGUAAUGAAGACACUUCUGAACUUCAGCACAUUUCCAAUGGAAGUGUUUUAGUGGUGAUUGUUCAGUUUACUGCUCUCCACCUGACUUAAAUGUGUGGGUUGUAUUAAAAUAGUGUGUGUUGUUGCUUAGAAAUAAAAGUUUAUUCAUAUAUUUUCUGGGAUAUCUGAAAUGCUUUAGCUUAAGUUUUAAACUAGCACAGCAGCCUUACUAAAGAAUGGCUAAAAUGUUUUGUGACAAGUGUAGCUCACUGCUCAUUGAAUAAAUUGGAAAAACUACAAGAUGAAGUAUUAGCUAAUUGAUCAGUAGAUCAGCUUGAUGUGAUCUUACCCAGUAGCUGUAAGACUAGAGCUUUAAGUCUUUUGUGUAGGUGUAUCUUAGUAGCAGCAUGAUAAGACAUUAAUUAUUUGCUGAGUAAGUAACUAGAUCUUCUCUAAAAUUUACUGCAGUGACUAUGAAAUAUUAGUGUUAAGCAUAGUAGGACUAAAAAAAGCUGAACUCCUUAAGGCUGCUAUUGCUGAGAACAUGUCAAACAUCUACGUCUAACACAGUACUCCCAAAACGCUGGAAGGAAGUGCAUGGGAUUUUCUAUGUCUUCUGUCACUGAGUGAAGGGGAGAGACAAGAGUUGGCUUCUGCCAUGACUACUGUGCAUUUAAUGUUGGCAAGGCAGAGUGCUUUAAUUAGCUGGUAGUGUUAGCUGCAGAAGAAAGGAAGGGAACAGGCUCUACACUUAACCUUUUUUUUUUUCCCCUUCCCCCUGGUGUGAAAAGUUUUGCUGCGACAAAUGGUUAAUAUGGAGGGUUUUGUAAUGGGGUUUGGGUGUUAAUACAGAAAGCUCAUUUAGUCUGCUUUUCUAGCAGGCAAUUAACUCACUGCGGUGAAGUUACAAUAGGUUUGUAUUGCUUUUCAUCUAGUUUUAGUUAGCUGUAGGCAUUUAGUAUUCUGCUUUUAAGAUCUGUCUCUUUACAGAAUGAAAUUACUUCAUUGGUGAAAUGUGCAGAUCUUAUCUUCCUUGUGAGAUAGACAUGGAAAUUUUCUCUGAAAAAACAUGCUGAGCUGGGAUACCAUAAGAAUAUUGGGAAAAGUUAAAAAAACUUCUUGUAAUAUCACGUAUUGUCUGGAAAGGAAGAAGGAGACAUUUCUUGACUGUUAAGACUUAAUAACUUUCAGGAAAAAAAACCCUGAUGACUACCUAUGUAAACAUCAAGAAUAGGCAAAACUCUAUUACUGAAUAUCACCUGUGCCUAUUCUUUGUUUCCUGUUCAGACUUGCCCUUCUAAACAGAAAUGCUCAAUGUUAACUCACUUGAACCUUUUCUUUUUUUUCUUAAGAUUUCUGAAUUCAGAUGUGAACAUUUAUAGCACUAACAACAAUUACGGGAGCACUGCAGAGCAUUCAUGUGACAUUUUCUUUCUCUGUCUGGUGUAGACAAUUGAACCUGUAAGCAUCCAGUCUCCAGUCUCUCAAUCUCCAUAAAUUCUGCUUGGUGUUACAGAUCUUAACUGUUCCAGAAAAAUGAUGUUCCAGAAGAUCGUAUGCUGUUAAUGUAUAAUGUCUUCAGGAGGAAGAGGAGGGAAAGCCUCCUGCAAAACAUGAAGUAUCAGCACGCAGAAUGAAAAUCCAAAGAAUAAGUCUUAUGCAAGUCUUGCACAUGAGCAGAAUAAAAUCGUUGUACUGCAAGAUUACCUAGUCCUGCUUCAUAGAUGAUGAAGUAAUUUGUCCUUUGGGGGUACAUAUCACUUAGUGAUUUUCAUUUUAUCAAAUGCCAGAAGAACUGAUGUUCUCAUUUAAAGCUUGUUCUGCCCAAGAGGAAAAACAAGCAGUAUCUUCUCCUAUUUCACUAGUAUUACUGGAGUACUUCUAGUGGGCUUUUGAAUUGGAGAUUAACAAAUGAUUAGCAAGUCUCAUGUGUUACUGAGUCAGUCUUCAUUUCAGAUGGCAUCCAUUAACUUUUGCUACCUAAGCUUGAGUCAUUUCUCCGUAGUCAUUCUGCUUGGAAUAAACAAGAAAAACCUCUGUGUUCUUCCUUGUCAUUUGGAAGUCCUUUCUGAUAGCGGGAACCUUGCACUGGAUAGGUGGCUUUGUUUUUAUGCUCUAGAGGAGCUGCUUGUGUUUUGACCUUUGAAGGGCAAAAUUAAAAAGGAGGGGGAAUAAGGAGUUACACAUUUGAAGUUUAAAUAGAUGAGAUUUGUUGUGGCAACAAACAAUCUUUCUAGAAGGAAAGCUGAAAUUUUUGUCCUUGAAGUAUUUUAAAAUAUAACAGUGUCUCAAUAAGAUUGUAACCGGCCUUGUUAGAAGCCCGAUCCUCUUUGCAUGUUCUAGAGGAAAGGCUUCAACAAUUUCAUGUUUUAUCAUCUUAUGCUGAAACUUCUUUGCCAAAGCUCAGCCUACUUGGACUAUAUAUCCGUAUUUCAAGAAUGCUGAAAACCAUGAAAGACUUCAGGAAGAGAACUGUUUAAAUUACUGCCAUAAAAAUCUCUUUUCACAGUGAAGGCAGAUUUCAAUCUUUCCAUGUAUUCCAAAAUAGGUUAAAAAAUGGUGAAGGAUGUGACCCAUAAUUGUUGAGGCGGUAAUAGGGAGCUAAUAACAGAAAACACUUUUAACACCCGGUAGUAGGACUUGAGACCAGGCAACCUUAGACUGCAAAGAGUGGUGGCUUCUUUUUGUUGGAAUAUUGUGAAGUCUCUGUCUUAGAUCUCCAAAUGAAGAUUGCCUUCUUAGUGAUACCUAGGCUUAACCAGAAGCUGCAAUUGGAUGUAGGAACUGCUGUUUCAAAUUUACAGCCUUGCUGUGCAUAGUUAUAUUAGGCUGUUGUAGCUGAUUCUUUUAGCUGAUAACACUGGAGUAAGGUGUUGUGUAAAUAAAUUCAUUCCAUUGUCUGUUCAGAGCCUCCAGCUACUUCAUGCAGCUUUGAAAAAUGAAACCAUAGCUUCCAAAUUGGUGGUAGCAGUCCUUGUUUGUAGAAGAUGAGAUGUAGUAAUUUAAAUCCGUAAGUGGCAUACUUCUUCCUGUUGUGUGGAUUAUCAGACACUUGACCUUCACCUGUGGUGAAGGUGCUAAAUCUGUGCUAAAUCUGACCAUGUGUUUGUGAUGACUGAAGAACACAAAUAUGGGCAGAUGAGCAAUAAUUUUUCUCAAGUGAAAGAACCUUUGAAAAGAACAGUGCCUAUAUCGUGUGUGGUUCAGUGGCUUUGCUGAAACCUUACUUCCUGCACUAGAUUCUUGCACAGCCUAAAUGAAAAGCAUUUUGUUCUGGAGAAGAUUUUGGAGAUGGUGGAGGGAACACCACAGAAAAAAACACCUUAGGAAAUAAGUUUAUAUUUUAAGUCUGUUCUUAUUAACUUAGAUUCACCUUGACUGCAAGACCUCUAUAACAUUAUUACUUCUGUUUCUGUGUCUUUAAAAAUCCUAAUUAAAGUUCAUUGAGAGCUUGGCAUUUAAGGUGCUAAAUAUAAUCUAAAGCCAUUGUAAAACUUAAAAUUAUGAAGAGUUGUUGAAGCUUAAGUUUUAAAUAUUUGAAAAAAUAACAAUUAAGCAGAGCUCUGCAUUUUGUCCUAUUCUGCGGUCCUGCUUGUGGUUGGUAUGCAGUUGCCCUAAAGAUGCAUACAGACAUGUACCUUGAGUUCCAGUCAGCAGUUAUCUUUUCAUUAAUCCUGGAAGGCGGUAAGGUACAGGAACCCUUGUUUAAAGUGGCUCAGUAGUUCCUCUUACUAUGUGAAAGUACAUGCAAGAUUGUUAUUUAGGCAGUUAACGAAUGCGGGGAGGCCUUUUUGUAGACUGCUUCGAGACACAGAAGGGGUUACUGUAACUUUUGGUGUAUUCAGUGUUGAUUAGUGUCACUGAGCGUUCCUCUAAGUAGUGUGCUACUGCCACUAGGAAAAUAGAAGUGGUCUUAGAGGGUCAUGUGUAUUUAAGUAUUAAGAAUCUGCAUUCCUCCUAAGACUCUCCAUACAUCUAUACUCAGUUUAGUUAGGAACUUGUUCCCCAUGCGUGGCAAGAUGAAGGUUACUCUCCAGUUGCAAGAUCAAAAGCUCUUGAGAUGAAUAAGGGAAGAAUGACAUUGUUUUAUCUGUGCUGUACAGAUGCUUCAUGCCUACUGUUUUCAGUUUAUGUUACAAAUCUUUUGAGAUUUUUUUUUUUUUACUUGGCAUGCCUUUUUAAUGUUUGCUACAUGCCUGCGAUUGAUCUCUUUAUGAACAAGUCUUAACCUGUAUUGGAGUAUUGCUAGAGAGAUAAGACAACAAAGUCUUUUGAAAUGUACCAACGUUAUUUUAUGUAUGCUCUUCUAAAAAAAUGGACUUUUAUGCUGUUAUUAGAAAGGAUUAUUUUUUUUUGUGGAAGAUAGUGUAAUUUCAUAGUGAUAUGUGAUCCUCUUGUAAUCAGCUUUGAUUUCUUUAAGAAAUGUUGUAUUUCCUCUUCUAAAUUUCUACCGUGAUCUGUACUAACCAACUUAAAGAUAUUGUGACUUGUACUGGGAUAUCAUAGCUCUAAAACAAGAUGAUGGUAUUGGCUUGAAAAGUUUUGGGUAGAAGAGGAUCAUCUAAUUUGUUGAAUAAGCAAAAUGCACAAUGUUUUAAGAUGAAGCCAGUAAUGUGCGCUCAAGUUUGAUCUCAGCUAUUUCAGAAUGUCCUGCAUCUGUGAAAUAUGACAGCACAUUUCAAAAUUAAUUUGGGGUCUCAUUAAAAGUACUUGUGUAUAUAAUAAAUGGGGUUAUAGUUUCCAUUU